AUGUAUAUUUUACUUGAAAGAGCUAUAGAAGAAACACAUCAAGCCUUAGUUUAUCAUAUUAAAGUAAAACUAAAACAAAAUUCAAGACAUGUAAGAAAUGUUAAUAUUACAUUUAGUUGCACUGAAAGUCAAUUUUUUGGUGUUUUUAAGGGAUUUAUACAUAAUUAUUAUCCUAAAACUGGAACUUACAAAUGUAUAUUUAGAGGUGCUGAU
Diversispora eburnea is the source of this 213-nucleotide messenger RNA. Lineage: Eukaryota; Fungi; Glomeromycota; Glomeromycetes; Diversisporales; Diversisporaceae. The record is from the annotation of a GenBank genome assembly.